AACGCUUGGAAAGAGUUAGGCGAUUUGAGCGCUGCGAGCGCUAUGUCGGCGUUUGUGUCGUUACUCGACACAGUUUGUCCUCCGUUCAGGGACUUUAUCGGUGAACACGCUGAAACACGAGCGAAACUCGCCGCGAAUAAAAGUGGAGAGGACAAUCAGCAGCUCGAAGUAAUUCAUCAGACGGUGAACGCCGCAAGCGAUAUCGAAAAGUUUGAGAGUCAGCGGCGUCAGAUUCAAGAAGCGUUGAAUCAGCAAACCUAUCAUCAGUUCCGUGCAUACGCCCAGCAGCAAUUCGUGGGCGAUCCAAUUCAGGUAGUUUCACUGAAUUUUUUAGCCUGA
Molecule: messenger RNA, 339 nt
Organism: Anisakis simplex (herring worm)
Lineage: Eukaryota; Metazoa; Nematoda; Chromadorea; Rhabditida; Anisakidae
Source: the annotation of a GenBank genome assembly